Sclerotinia trifoliorum is the source of this 860-nucleotide messenger RNA. Lineage: Eukaryota; Fungi; Ascomycota; Leotiomycetes; Helotiales; Sclerotiniaceae. The record is from the annotation of a GenBank genome assembly.
CAACAAACCAAGCGAUCAAACUAUAGGAACGUAGGUAAGUAAUGAUUCGGAUGAGUAUGUUUUCCCAUACAUUCUUCAAAAUGCCUUCAAUGGUUCCUGUGCCAGCUAUAGCCUCUGUAAUAUGUUCCAUGAAGAGCUCAGUUCAAACCGUCUUUGCGAUCCCUGAGCUCCUGGAACUUAUCCUCCUUCAACUACCAUUCCUCGAUCUUGUUCGAGCUCAAAUGAUCAGCCAGAGCUUUUACAACGUUAUAGACUCCUCAAACUUACUCCAACAAGCUUUGUUCUUUCGUGCAUCACCAGCUACAUCAUUCCCACGACCCAAUCCUCUCCUCCAACCUUGUCACAACGCGCAGUUCCUAGACCUACGAUCAACUCAAACCCAGUGCAGAUAUUUGCAUAAUCCACGCGGUCGUAGAAUGGUAGAUUGGAGUAAAUGGCCUGCUGUAGAGUGCCGUGAAGGCUUCAAAUUAGAUGUCAAACCUGCAAAUGAGGCGGUCAGAAGGAAAGAGGCUACUUGGAGACGUAUGUUGAUUGUUCAACCUCCCAUUUCUGAACUAGAAGUGAGUGGCUCGCCACGGCGGAAAGUCAAGGAUCAGUUUGGUGUAACAAUGGAUGAUUUGGGAAGCCCAUUGGGUAAACUAAGAUGUGCGGAUUUUGAGAUCUUUACAAAUGGGAAGUCCCGUAUGAUUGUCGAGAAACAAAUGAGACGCAUGGCGCAUUGAGAGUUAGGCGCUUCUCGAGUCUCAUGUUGUGUAGACUAUACAGGAGAUGUCAGCUUCGAUACUACCUGUCAUUGGUUCUGUUUAGGAAGUGUUCAAAAGGGGCCCUGUUAGAUGGUUGAACUUUAACAGCUUCAAUGG